Messenger RNA from Eutrema salsugineum, 1296 nucleotides. RefSeq lists its product as uncharacterized. The record is from RefSeq and is a predicted model, not a curated record. Bases 608 to 1009 code for a protein of 133 amino acids. Lineage: Eukaryota; Viridiplantae; Streptophyta; Magnoliopsida; Brassicales; Brassicaceae. The transcript is spliced from 2 exons.
UUUUCACGAAUUCGAUUCAUCAUCAUCUCCUUCCACCAUUUGUGAUCCUUCCGUUUCUCUCUCUCUCAAUUUCAUCUGUUUCCUCCUCUUUCGUUGCUCUGAGAGGCAUGAUUUCGAAUUUUUGGGUUUUUGUUAAUGGAAAUGCAUGAUUUCGAAUUUUUGGGUUUCGGUUGAUGGAGAUUUUAAUUAAACUUGAUUGCUAGAACUCCCUACUAGGCUAUGAACAUUCCUUUUUCGAAAUAUCUGUGUGGUAGUAUGUGAGCGGUUUUGAUGGUGGUGUUCUCAAUUUGUUUUUUGUUUCAAUUUCUGAUUUGUUUCGUGAUAUCCCAGAUUUGGUUCUCUUUGAUGAGUUUAUAAGGAGAAGUAUGCUAUUUGAGAACCUUUGACUUUGAUAUAUUGAAAAAGAAAUACAAACUUGCUUCUCAAACUCGUACUUGUUUUCUUCUUUUAGAGGAAUUGAGUUUGUUCAUGGAGAAGCUGAAUGAUGUAUAUUACGUCGAUGAUGAUGGUCAGCUUAAUGAUUUCCAAGUUGAUUCUGGAACCUUGGCAUGUGUGGCGUGUGGCGUUCUUGGCUUCCCCUUAAUGUGUGUGGUACAGCCUUCUAAAAAUGCAUCUGUCAGCAAGACAAGGAGAGAUAGCUCGAGCUAACGAUCCUGAUCAUGAUCAUCGCCCUCCAUUGAAAGAACCGGUGAAGUACACUUUAGUUUGGAGUUCAGAUUCAGAUUGCUACUUCUGGUUGUCUGUUCCUCCAGCUGGUUACAGAGCCGUGGGAGUGAUUGUCACAGACGAAGCAGAGGAGCCUAAGGUUGAAGAAGUGAGAUGUGUUAAAGAGGAUCUUAGCAAAAAGGUUGUGUACUCGUCGAAACACAGGUUGAUGCGUCGGCGCUUGCGUUUGUCAAAGGAAGCAACAAACCGGUACGUACUCGUCGAAACACGGACACGCGAGUUUUCUUCACCCUGGAUUGUAUCUUCAAGGCUCGUCGAAGCUAGGAAUUGGAGUGAGAAAUGAUGCUGGGAAAAGCAAGUAUGUGUUGAAUUUUAGUCAAAGGUAUAGAAUUGUAGCAGCUGAGUAUUUAGGGGAAGGAGCGGUUUCAGAGCCGUGCUGGCUGCAGUACAUGAAAGAGUGGGGACCAACUAUAGUCUAUGAUUCUGCAGCUGAGAUUGAUAAGAUCAUUGCAGUAUCUAUCUAGCCAUUUGAAACUUGUUGUUAAUUGUGUUUCUAUACAUUGUUUUUAUACGAGAUUGUGUGUAUUUGCACGGUCCAGCUCACACCAAUGCUGGUUGGUUCAAUGAUUU